Messenger RNA from Anneissia japonica, 1655 nucleotides. Its product is annotated as phosphatidylinositol 5-phosphate 4-kinase type-2 alpha-like. Gene Ontology annotation, biological process: phosphatidylinositol metabolic process. The record is from RefSeq and is a predicted model, not a curated record. NCBI's taxonomy places the organism in Eukaryota, Metazoa, Echinodermata, Crinoidea, Comatulida, Comatulidae. The transcript has 9 exons. The coding region runs from base 172 to 1371 and encodes 399 amino acids. Gene Ontology annotation, molecular function: phosphatidylinositol kinase activity.
UCUACGGACGCUGCCAUCUUGAGCUUCAUGCAAAAUCUAAAGAAAGGGUGUAUCACAGCUGAGAAAACAAAAACAAUUAAAUUGUUCUAGCCUAGGCCUAGUUGUGAGGAGUUCAACGCUAGUGUUUUUCCUGAUUUAUCGUAUUGUGUGAACAUCAAUAAGGUCUGCGCCAUGUCGCAGGGAUUAAAAAACAUGAAGAAGAAGCACAUCAAAGCUGUAUCGCAGAAAGUAAAGCUCUUUCGAGCAAGCGAUCCACUUCUGUCUGUUUUGAUGUGGGGCAUAAACCACUCGAUCAACGAAUUGAGUCACAUAAACAUUCCGGUCAUGCUGAUGUCCGACGAUUUCAAAGCAUACAGUAAGGUCAAAGUUGACAAUCAUCUUUUCAACAAGGAAAAUUUACCAAGUCAUUUUAAAGUUAAGGAAUACUGCCCUCUGGUAUUUAGGAACCUACGAGAAAGAUUCAAUAUCAAUGACACAGAUUUCCUUAAUUCAUUCACAUUCUCAGCACCAGCAUACGAUGACUGGGCAGGCAAAAGCGGCUCAAAAUUUAUGAUGUCUGCAGACAAGAAGUAUGUUAUCAAGACAAUAUCAAGUGAGGAAGUUGGCCUCUUCCACGAACUCCUCAAAGACUAUCAUAAGUACAUUGUGGAGAUCCAUGGAGAAACACUAUUACCACAGUAUCUUGGUAUGUACCGGUUGACAGUGGAUGGCACCGAAACUUACAUGAUUAUAAUGAGGGGAAUUUUUAGUAGUACUCUCGCAAUUCAUCGGAAGUACGACCUUAAAGGUUCAACUGUGGACAGGCAGGCCAGUGACAAAGAAAAGGCGAAAGAUUUCCCUACUUACAAGGACCAAGACUUCCUGAAGGAAAACAACAAAAUAUAUGUCGGAGCUGAGGCCAAACAUAAAUUAAUCAAAACAUUAGAACAUGAUGUAGAGUUCUUAACCAGACUGAAACUGAUGGACUAUAGCCUACUGGCAGGAAUUCAUGAUGUUGCGAAGGCAGAGCAAGAGGAGCGAGAAAGGUUAGAAGCAGAGGAGAAGAACGGAUACAAUGAUGACGAGGACUCCGGCAGUGGGGAAACAUUUACACCCCCUGACAGCCCAAUGAUUGUCACCACCCCUCUCCUAACAACGGGUGAAUUUGACCUUAGUGAAGACCUGUAUGCCAUCAAAUCCUCUAAAGAAUCACCAAAAGAAGAAGUUUACUUCCUGGGACUAAUAGAUAUCCUAACACAUUGGGGAGCACGUAAAAAGGCUGCAAUGGCUGCAAAGACGGUCAAGCAUGGGGCUGGGGCUGAAAUUUCAUCAGUGAAUCCAGAACAAUACGCUAAAAGAUUCCUAGAGUUCAUUGUGAAUGCAGUUGAAUAGCUCGAUAUGACUGCAGAGAACUUUGACAAAGAAGAGACAAUCUUAAAUACUUGCCAUAUAGUAACUCACAAAAGAAUAAAAUUUGAAAAAAAAUUGAAAACAUUAUUGUAAUUUUCAGAUAAGUCUUUAUAUUAAUAAACUUCAGUUUAUGUUUCAAUGUUAUUUGUUUCAUUAAAGAUACACUGUCUGUGUUGUGUUAAACAACCUGAAAAAUAUUAUUCAAUAUUUGAUUUCCUUACUUUGUUUAAGGCUCUGUCCAGACUAUCAACUUUUAUUUGAAAAAA